Messenger RNA from Saccharomyces cerevisiae S288C, 1272 nucleotides. It is a transcript of the gene VAC17, whose product is annotated as Vac17p. Gene Ontology annotation, molecular function: protein-membrane adaptor activity. Gene Ontology annotation, cellular component: vacuolar membrane. The record is from RefSeq and is marked reviewed. Bases 1 to 1272 code for a protein of 423 amino acids. Lineage: Eukaryota; Fungi; Ascomycota; Saccharomycetes; Saccharomycetales; Saccharomycetaceae. Gene Ontology annotation, biological process: vacuole inheritance. The transcript has a single exon.
AUGGCAACCCAAGCCCUAGAGGAUAUCACGGAGAGGCUUUUAAUAAGGUCGCAAGAGGCUAUCUUGCAAUUAGAUCUGUGGAUACAACGUCAGCAGAGAUCAUCAAUAUGCCAGACAACAGAUCAAGAGUCAUUGGAUAAGUUAUCCCAACAGUACAACCAGUAUAUGUCUCAACUGAACUCUUUGUAUGUUAGAUCGGAAUCUGUUCGAGACAAGUUGAGCAAGGAACAACAACGCAGAUUGAUCACAGAGGAUAAUGAGCAUCAACGCAUAGAAGACUUGGUUCGUGAAUUCCAGGAUAUCACUUUGAGGUUGAACGAGCUGGCCACCGUCCCAAAUGAAGCGCCUAAUGAUUCUCCACAAUCGCAAUCCACCAGAAGUAGUUUAGGGUCAUUUCAACCUCGACCAUUGAAAAUAAUUGAGAGGCAACGUCUGUGUAUGGUAACUCCAUCGAAACCACCAAAAAAAUCGGUAGGCUUUAACCCCAUCAAUGAAGUCGAUUGUCCUUCGAAAACUAACUCUUUACCGUGCUCACCUAAAAAACAACCUGCAAGAAAUCGCACUUUACGUGCAGCCAAAUCACAUGAUACUGGCUUGAACAAAAGUAAGAAACCGUCUUCCUCGGAUACGUAUGAGUCUUUCUUCAAAAAUAGACAAAGACUUUCGUUGACCUUCUUUGAUGAAAUGGAUGAUGAAGAUUUUGAUUCUGAUCAAGAUACUAUCAUUCUACCAAACAUAAGUACCCCUCCACAUGUUGGUGUGACCGCAAAGGGUGCUGAAUUCGAACCUUUAAGGAGAUAUAACUCUCACGAAAGUAUACUAUCUAACAAACCAGCACCUUCUAAGUCGCUCAAUCUGGGAAGUUUCUCCGCCUCAUUCUUCAGGCCAUCUAAUCCGACGUUUGGAACUUCGAUAUCAAAUGUCCAAGUGAACUGUCAUCCAACUGUUGCAGCGACAAUGGCUCCUAGUCGUAAUGGUCCUCGUAUUUCAAGUUCUAAGGCGUUGUUAUCAUCAUUCAUUGCACGAUCAGAUACACAUACGGUAAAAGAGAACAACACAAAUCUUAAGCAUGCAUCUUUUAUGGAUAAGUUUAAUUCAUCGUUAAGCACAAUAUCAGAAUCUUUUCAAAGUAAGAGGGGGAGAAAGAAUAAGGGCAUGAAUGAAGAACGAAUAUCAAAUCAUAAUGUAGCACAGGAACAAAAAAAUAAUAUGGAUAUAAGCGUCUCUAUAGAAGAAUUGCAAGAUGCUUUGAAUACAGAACUGCUGUUUUAA